Messenger RNA from Dothidotthia symphoricarpi CBS 119687, 747 nucleotides. RefSeq lists its product as uncharacterized. The transcript has a single exon. The coding region runs from base 1 to 747 and encodes 248 amino acids. The record is from RefSeq and is a predicted model, not a curated record. Lineage: Eukaryota; Fungi; Ascomycota; Dothideomycetes; Pleosporales; Dothidotthiaceae.
AUGUCUCCAACGUCGUUGGCAGGCGGCAGGCUCCACUAUAGGAGGCUGGCUACGGCAAUAUUGAAACUCGUCGUUGAAUUGGCUGUUGAGGCGACCUUCUGGCCACGGCAAACAUUUAGCCAGGGUAAUUUUAGCAAGGCUGUGUUCUUUAGCGCACCAGUGCUGGGAAGCGUCGCCGCACAGGCGCUUAUCGUGCUCGAUUGGCUUGCCCCUGGGGACAUGCGUGCUUCGAGAAAGAUAGAUCUGCAUAUCCCGGCGCGCCACCUUCCCGUGCUCGAGUUGCUGCACGCACACGUUCGCUCGCCAGCAGCCAUCUGGUCGUUCGCGCUCACGUUCUCACACGCUGCUUGUGCACCACCCUGGCCUCGACUCGGACUGCGUUGCGACAUCUUCUGCACCUGCGCAGCCCCCAGCCAGCUCUCAGCACGCCGUGCGGCGACUUCCUCGUUCUCUGGCUCCGACGCACGUCACAAGUGCCAAGUCGGUAUUAGCGCGCGUUCCUGGCCAGCUCCGAUCCUGCCAACUGGACAUCCCGGUAUUGUUGGGGCAAAGGAGCGAUUCACCUUCCUGGAGCCUCGAUCCGCUUUCUUUUCCCGCAACGUUUCUCUCCUGCUUCUCCACACCAGCAGCGAUACCGAGCAGCCUUUCGCCUAUCGACUGCGAAUUGCGAGCCGCACCAUUCCACCACAGCCGUUUACCACAAGCACCCCUUCGCUCUGGCACGCCCAUCGCAGACACGCCCGAUAG